Molecule: messenger RNA, 792 nt
Organism: Astyanax mexicanus (Mexican tetra)
Lineage: Eukaryota; Metazoa; Chordata; Actinopteri; Characiformes; Acestrorhamphidae
Gene: rbp7b
Product: retinol binding protein 7b, cellular
Exons: 4
Coding region: 224-631 (135 amino acids)
Biological process (GO): fatty acid transport
Cellular component (GO): nucleus; cytosol
Molecular function (GO): fatty acid binding
Source: RefSeq, a predicted model, not a curated record
CAGAGAACUGCCCUUCCGAGCCGGCCUUUAAAAUAGCCAUUGUGUCAGAGGGAUCACCCCUGCCCCAUAUUACUACACACAGGACACUCAGCGAACUGAAAUCCGACACAUCACAUCUGUGACUCUUUUACACGCCUUAAUGCGCUUAAAUUCCAACUGCCCAGGCCAAGACAGUCCAGAAGUUGCAGAAGGUGUCUGACUCUCCUCAGAGUGAAUCUCAAACAUGCCAGCCAACUACAGCGGGACGUGGGACAUCGUGGAAAAUGAAAACUUUGAGGCGUACAUGGUUGCCCUUGGAAUUGAUUUUGCGACGCGGAAGAUAGCGGGCAUGCUGAAGCCUCAGAAAGUGAUUGAGCAAGAUGGAGAUUCUUUCGACAUCAAAACUCUGACCUCCUUCAGAAACUACUCAUGCACUUUCAAAGUCGGCGAGGAGUUUGAGGAGGUGACCAAAGGCCUGGACAACAGAAAAUGCAAGACGCUGGUCAACUGGGAUGGUGACAAGCUGGUGUGUGUGCAGAAAGGAGAGAUCAAAGACAGAGGAUGGACUCACUGGAUAGAGGGAGAUGUUCUCUAUCUUGAACUCAGAUGUGGAGACAAAACCUGCAAACAAACCUAUAAGAAAACUGCUUGAUUUCAAGUUAACUGGAAUAAAUGUCUUUUUUAGAUACUUUAGAAGUGAACUGUUUUACUACUACAAUCUGUUGGUUUUAUUCUUUUGGUUGAAACAAAUAAACAUCUAUUCAAAUAACUACAUGAUGUCUGUAUGAAGUGAAAUAAACCACAUUUUAAUAA